AUGCAGCAAUACCAACGCCAAUUAUUCCCUAGAGAAAGGAAUCAAAUGGACCCACACCGGGUACCAUGUCCACAAUGCCCUCGCACGUACAAAACAAAACUAGCCCUAACCGCCCAUUUGAAAUAUGAGUGUGGCAAGGAACCCCAAUUCAGAUGCCCUUAUUGUUCCCAUCGAACACACCACAAGGGACAACUACAAGUACACAUUAAACGAAAACAUAAAGAUAUUUUGCAAGUCAUGCCAAAUCUACCAGUUCCUUAUCCGCUACCUCAAAACAACCUCAACCUCAACCCAGCAGCUGGAAGCCAAAUACUCGAUGUGGAGAAAUUUAAGGCGCUUCAAUUGUUCCAAAGUUUAGCAGCAGAAAUGCUGCCAGCUUCAAAUUUAUCUGAAGAAGCCAAAAGUAAUAGUUCGACGAGCAGUAGUCACUAUGCAACGGAACAAGGAGAUCCUAGUUUACAAAAAUAUCCGGAUGUUUCGACUUCUGGACGAAAUUUUCCUCAAGAACCUUCUGGAUUCAGUGGCGAAAUAUCCUGGUUUUCGUCAUCCAGUUCUCCAUGGCAAAUUCAAGAAGUUUACUCACCUGGUUUAGGAGCAGAUGUGGACGGCGGACCUUUCCCUUGCCAGCAAUGCCAUCGAGUUUACAAGUAUAAGAGAAAUCUAACUUCUCAUCAAAGACUAUCCUGCGGCAAAGAGCGGCAAUUUCUUUGUUUAACUUGCGGCAAACGUUUUGCUCAAAAAGUGCACUUAAGAACACAUCAUAGGUCGUGUGAUAGAAAGAAUAGUUCGGGAUUUCCGAGCACAUUAAGCAAGAUCCUACAGAAUCCCAAAAAAAUUGUCACAGAAGCACCAUCGAUAAGUGUCAUCAAAUUAUCAAAAAUUGCCGAACCAAAUCUACAAAAAUCGAAAUUUUCAAUAGAGGAAAAUGAACUUCAUAUUCCACAUUGCUCCUUCGGAUCAAUUUCUUCAAGUACCGAGAUCAAUAGAAUUCGCCCAAUUUUUACUCCAAGAUAUCGAUGUCCACGAUGUGCUACGUGGUAUUCGCACAAAAAUUCAUUAAAUGAACAUUUGCAGUUUGAAAAUUGUGCAGGACAAAAGUUAAAAUGUCCCUGGUGCGAUGAAACUUUUCGAUUAGCGCAGCAACUUACAGUGCAUGUUGCAAGACAUAAGCGUCAGGAGUAA
Molecule: messenger RNA, 1182 nt
Organism: Ctenocephalides felis (cat flea)
Lineage: Eukaryota; Metazoa; Arthropoda; Insecta; Siphonaptera; Pulicidae
Product: zinc finger protein 16-like
Exons: 3
Coding region: 1-1182 (393 amino acids)
Biological process (GO): regulation of DNA-templated transcription
Molecular function (GO): DNA-binding transcription factor activity, RNA polymerase II-specific; RNA polymerase II cis-regulatory region sequence-specific DNA binding
Source: RefSeq, a predicted model, not a curated record